Messenger RNA from Fonsecaea pedrosoi CBS 271.37, 1878 nucleotides. RefSeq lists its product as uncharacterized. Lineage: Eukaryota; Fungi; Ascomycota; Eurotiomycetes; Chaetothyriales; Herpotrichiellaceae. The coding region runs from base 1 to 1878 and encodes 625 amino acids. The transcript is spliced from 2 exons. The record is from RefSeq and is a predicted model, not a curated record.
AUGGCUUCAGGUUCCCAACGUGAUAUUAGUCACGCCAUUCCCGUAGCGGUAGCUGGUCUGACAAGGCAGACGAAGACGCAGACGUCGUUACCAUCACCAUCACCAUCGUCGUCGUCAUCAUUGUCAUCAUCAUCAUCGUCGCAACAGCAAGAUCCAACAACAUGUGGGGUGUGUCGGCGACCGCGAUGCCCGCUGCCCUCGCACAGAGCGUAUCUUGCUUACCGGAGCCGCAAAAACAGCAGCAGUACAUCCGCGGUGACAGUCACGACGAAAACCACAAAAGAGCCAGAUGAGCUCGGGCUCGGAAAGAACCAGAAGCCAAAGCCACAGCCACAGCCACAGCGCCAGUCGAAGCUGCUCGAGACAAGCUUCGUCAAGUCGUAUGCGUACACGAGCACGCCGCCCUCAUUGGGAGCUGGCAGGUUGGAUGGAUUCCAUGACUUGCCUGUGUCGGGGGGACAUCGAGCCGAUCUACAUCAGUCGGUUUACAAUUUACUCCAUUCCAAGAUGGGAGCCGCAACCGCUUUCCCUCUACCCGAAGGUCUCGCCAUGAACGAGAUCGGAGGGAGCAUGAUCAUGCCUGUCAUGACCGACACGUCGUUAUGCCUCAGCGUCAUCGCCGCGUGGAAAGGGGUCGAGUACCUGAUGGGCCACAGCCCGGCCUUUGCUCACCUCGCGUACGAGACCCAAGCCCUUCAGUCGCUGCGGCGGAAACUGCUGGAUCAGGGACAAACGGCCGUCACCGACGAAGCCAUCCUGUCGGCUGUCCUACUCUGGGCCACGGCGACCAUGUUCGCCCAGCCCGACGCCCUGAGACGACACGCGGCCGGUGUUCAAGCACUGGUGGCAGCGCGUGGAGGUCUCAGCGCCAUCGGUCGCGCUGGGUCGAUUGGCCAGGCCGCCUCCAUCAGACAAUUGAUUCUCUGGGCCGACUUUCUCACGGCGCAGUUUCUGGGGGAAGACGUGCUCUUUGGCGAGCCUGGACCUACAGGGGCCGACGACGACGCGCCCAUGCCGCCGUCGCUGGCGAAAUUGUCCGCCGUGGCCGUCGUCCCGGCCUCCUUCAACUCCCUCCUCGGGCCAGAAACGCUCAAAGCGGCACGCGACAUGAAACUACUUCUCGUCUCCCACGACACGGCCACCCGGACUGGCCGGCUCUCCAUCGCCGAAUACAGAUACCUCAUGCAACUGCUGAACAAGAGCACCAUCGAGCGCAUCAGCCUGGCCUAUCGGCUACGUGGUUCGCAUUCCCUGGACGAGGCCGUCGUGCUGGCUAUGAACCUGCUGCGGCUGACGACACUGUUCCACGCGGGGCCGUUGGUCCCGAUCGUGGUCGCCGUCAUCUCGCGGUUGCGCAAGACCCUGGCCUACAUGACGACACUCGAGUCCAUUGACACUUUACCUCCCGGCGGCGGUGGCGGUAUCACUGAUGAUUCUUACUCUUCCUCCUCCUCCCAUUCUUCGCCUUUUCCUCCCCCUCCUCCCACUCAGCCAUCUUCUCCCGACUACAUCGACUUGUAUAUCUGGGCCUGCUUCGUCGGGCUGGUCAACACAUUCGAGAGCGAGAACCGCUCGCAUUUCAUCGAGAUGCUCAGCACGGCCCUGGCCCGCAGGUACAGGUACAGGUACAGGUACAGACACGGCUAUCGGAGCAGGGACGUCAGCUGGCCCGACGACUGGCAGCGGGAUGUUUUGGAGAUGUUACGCUCGUUUCUGUGGUCCAACGUCGUCUUGACGCCUCUGUUCCCGGACGCGUGCUUGAUGAUCGAGUCCUAUGUCUUGUCACCGACGUCGAGCGGCGGCGUUCGCACCAGCGGCGUCACUGAAGGAUGGUCAGUGCCCGAAUCGGGCAAGUCCUCCAGAGGAGGCAAGAGUUGA